AUGUCAGUUGGCCUGGAUCAGUGCAUGAUUCCAGAAUAUGGAGAAAUUCACAGACUAAUGGUUUCUUCAAGGAAUCGUACUUUCUCAUUUUUAUUUUUGGAACUUGUGAUUUUUGCAAAAUAAUGGGAGCAAUGGCAAUUUCAUCUGCGAUGAACUGCAGGUCGUUGCCAUUAUUUUCUAUAGUUUCCUGAUCACUUGAGGAUGACAUGCUUAUUAAUUUUGCAGGAGUACAACCAUACAAAUAUCGAUCAACCUUUUAAUUCUUCUUGGAGGAUAUCCUCGCGAGUAUAAGGCAAUCAUUAUGAAUAUGAAAACAAGGAUAUGCUUAUACCUCUACCUUUUUCUCCGAAGCAACGCCUUAUACUUUAACCUUAUGCUUCCGAGGAUAUGCUUCUCUUUUAUGAAUACGGCUCAAGAU
Acanthoscelides obtectus is the source of this 418-nucleotide messenger RNA. Lineage: Eukaryota; Metazoa; Arthropoda; Insecta; Coleoptera; Chrysomelidae. The record is from the annotation of a GenBank genome assembly.